Messenger RNA from Helianthus annuus (common sunflower), 2779 nucleotides. RefSeq names its product diphthine--ammonia ligase. Gene Ontology annotation, molecular function: diphthine-ammonia ligase activity. Lineage: Eukaryota; Viridiplantae; Streptophyta; Magnoliopsida; Asterales; Asteraceae. The coding region runs from base 246 to 2465 and encodes 739 amino acids. The transcript has 12 exons. Gene Ontology annotation, biological process: protein histidyl modification to diphthamide. The record is from RefSeq and is a predicted model, not a curated record.
GUCGCCGGAAACAAUGGUGUAAACGGUGGUCGCUGUCAUAUAAAUAAGAAAAGGAAGUUUAUAUUUAGUCCCUCAACAUCUACUACUUGUCAUUCCAAUUGCAUUCUUUUUAACACAUCUUCAAUCCAAAAAGCCCUAAAUACCUUAUUCUCUUAGCCAUCUGAACUCAAACUCAGUUGAUUUCAAGUGUUCAACGUUUGUACUAAUCUUAAAAAGAGUUGGAAUCGUAUACUUCUUAAGAGAAGAUGAAGGUGGUGGGGUUAGUUAGUGGUGGCAAAGACAGCUGCUUUGCCAUGAUGAAGUGUCUCGAAUAUGGCCAUGAGGUUGUUGCAUUGGCGAACUUGUUGCCUGCCAAUGAUUCUGUGGAUGAGCUCGAUAGUUACAUGUAUCAAACUGUUGGUCAUCAGAUUGUUGUCAGUUAUGCAAAUUGCAUGGGGUUGCCUUUGUUUAGACGAAAGAUACAAGGAUCCACCAGGCGACAUGAUUUAAGCUACAACAAGACCACAGGUGAUGAAGUAGAAGACAUGUAUAUUUUGUUAAAAGAAGUAAAAAAGCAGAUACCGUCUAUCACAGCAGUCUCAUCUGGUGCAAUUGCUUCUGAUUAUCAAAGAUUACGCGUAGAAAAUGUUUGUUCAAGACUUGGUCUCGUUUCUCUAGCAUAUUUAUGGAAGCUGGACCAAUCUAUGCUCCUACAACAAAUGAUUGAUACCGGGAUUGUUGCCAUCACAGUAAAGGUGGCAGCUAUCGGUUUAGAUCCUUCAAAGCACUUGGGAAAAGAAAUGUCGCAUCUAUGGCCACACCUUCUUAAGUUAAACGAAUUAUAUGGAAGUAAUAUAUGCGGUGAAGGUGGAGAAUACGAAACAUUAACACUUGAUUGUCCCCUCUUCAAAUAUGCACGAAUUGUUCUAGAUGAAUUUCAACUUGUACUUCAUGAUUCAAAUUCCAUAGCGCCUGUUGGAAUCCUUCACCCUUUGGCGUUCCAUUGUGAAGAUAAAUUACCAUCUGCGUCUGUGAGUGACGUUAACCGAACUAAUGGUUUCUGUCCGGAGAAUACGGGAUCUGUAAUUGACGUACAAACCGAAUCUUUAGAAAUAGCCGAAGAGAAAUCCCAUACACCUGAUGUUGCGUUAGAUUUGGCCCAACUUGAAAACCAUAAACUUCAUAUUUCGAAAACUACAAAGGAAAACACUUUCUCCAUAUCUUGCUGGCUGCAGGACUCCACUAAAGUUUCAGUAAGUGAUGAUUUGAAGAUCAUUUUGACGAAAAUAGAAUCCGAACUUAACGAAGCCGGUUUUUCAUGGGAGAAUGUAGUUUACAUUCAUUUGUACAUCUCAGACAUGAAUAUGUUUUCUAUCGCAAACGAAACUUACGUGAAUUUCAUAACGCAAGAGAAAUGCCAUUUUGGCGUUCCAUCCCGCAGUACAAUCGAGGUUCCUCUGUUACAAGUCGGUCUCGGGAAUGCUUAUGUGGAAGUUUUGGUAGCAAACGAUCAAAGUAAAAAAGUACUUCACGUGCAGAGCAUCUCUUCAUGGGCCCCUAGUUGUAUCGGCCCAUAUAGCCAGGCAACUUUGCAUAAGGAGACACUUCACAUGGCGGGCCAAUUGGGCCUUGACCCGCCAACCAUGUCGUUAUGUGAUGGGGGGCCCGUUUCAGAACUAGAACAAGCACUGAUAAACAGUGAAGCCAUUGCAAAAUCGUUCAAUUGUUCAAUUAGUACAUCAGCCAUACUUUUCGUCAUUUAUUGUUCAAAGUCUACUUCACCGUUGGACAUAAUCAGUAUGCAAGAAAAGCAUAAUGAGAUUCUUAAUCAAAUUAAGCCACUCAAUUUAAAAUAUAACCAUCUUUCCGGAGUGCUAAAUCCUGUUUUCUUGUACGUACUUGUCCCCGAUCUGCCGAAAAGAGCUUUUGUUGAGGUGAAGCCGGUACUCUUUGUUGAGGAUGACACAAAUACCGAGGAAGUUGUUAAUGAUCAUGAUAUGUCUGACCAAAAACAUGAAGUGAAUCCAUUUGAUUCAUGCUUUCAACCAGAAAAAUGGCAUGAUGAAUGUCUUCAGAAGUGUGUUGUUCAUGGCAGAAUAUGUGCAGCCGUCUUAUCCAUUACAACUGAAAUUGCCGACAAGAUCUGUUCUAGCGUUGGUGAUAAUCUAAUUGUCACCGCUGAGAAGAAAUUAGAACAAAUUGCAAAAUUUUGCUUGUAUCGUCUUGAUAAAGUCCUUUCACAAAACUACUUCUCUUGGGAUGAUGUAAUGAAUCUGAGAAUUUACUUUCCUGCAAGUUCCAACAUCUCCCAUGAAACAUUAUCACUCAUCAUCCGAAGCAAAUUUGACGAAUUUAGCGAAAAGACCAAAAAGGUGAAGACCUGUGAGGAACCCGUUUUCAACGUUGUGCCUGUGAUCAGCGCCGGUAGCUCUGCUACAUCCAUGGAUGAUAUAAUCACCUGUGAGCUAUUUGCUAGAAAAUCUUGAUACACCCCAUUAACUUUCUUUUUGGUCUACAAAAACCCGAGAUUUGUAGGGGUAACAUAUGUGGUAGUUCACAUUGUUAUUGUCACUUUAAGUAAUGUGUGUGUGUGUGUGUGUGUGUUAAGCCUUUAAACAGAUGCUAUGAAAGCCAAAGAUCCUAGGAGCCAUCAAACGGUUGAUGGGUUGGUUAAAGCCGAAAUUGUGGCGAUUGUCACAUUUUGUUUGCUCAAUUUUGUCAUUAUGAUUUUGGCAUGCUGUGUAUUCUCAUAUCAAAUAUUCGAGAAAUGAAGUAGCUCCACCUUAAUUUGUUUGGUUAA